Molecule: messenger RNA, 1796 nt
Organism: Oryza brachyantha (malo sina)
Lineage: Eukaryota; Viridiplantae; Streptophyta; Magnoliopsida; Poales; Poaceae
Exons: 11
Coding region: 158-1558 (466 amino acids)
Source: RefSeq, a predicted model, not a curated record
CUUCGGUUCGGGAUAGGGAGUGAGAGGCGCGGCUGGGAAACUAUCUUCUCCACGAAAAACUAUCUCCUCCUCCCCCUCCACUUCCCCCUCUGCUCCGCCGCUCGCCGUCGCCGACAGCCAGCCAGCCAGGCCACCCCUCCCCCUUCCAUGGUACACCAUGCUGCUGGCGGCGGCCACUGCCACAGCAGCGCCGGUGUCUUCGUCUUCGUCGUCGUCGUCGUCUAGUUUCUUCCUUGCAGCGACAAGACCCGCCGCCCGCUUCUCUGCCCUGUCGCGGCCGCGACCGUGUCGUCACUCCCACUCAUUGUGGGGCAAUGUCCGCGCUCGCCGGAGCAUCCAGGGCAGCUGCAGCAGCCGCCGCCGUAGCCACCAUUGCUGGGCCGGUGGCGCGACGCCGGACAACAUGGACGAGCUGCCGCCGGGGAGAGGGCGCUACCACCCGUUCGAGGAGAUCGCCGACGACGACACGCUGCAGCUCGACGACGGCGAGCCCGCCCGCCUCACCGACGCCGAGUCCGCCCGAACAAUCGUCGAGGUGAACAGCAAGGCGACGGUGAUGAUCUCGACGCUCAUCGACGAAGGCGUGCACGAGAGGAUCAUCCUGCCGGAGUUCCCCUACCUCACCGACGAGAACGGAGAUAUUUACUUCGAGGUCGACAACGACGACACCCUCUUGGAGAGCAUCAUGGGAGACGACAAGAUCGCGCAUGUUAUCAUAGGGCUGGACAACACCCAGGUCUUCGCUGACUUGGAUCUGGCAGCGGCGUCUGCGACCGAGUUUGCUCAAGAAGGUGACGAUGACGACGACGACGACGACGACUCGGAUGAUGAGGAGAGUGACUUUGAUGAUGACUUUGAUGGGGAAGGAGUGUUUGCGGUUGAUGAUGACGAUGGUGAUGAUGAUGAUGAUGAAGAUGAAGAUCUGCCUAGAUGGACAAAUCUUGAAACCUUGAACUCCUGCCAUCCAUUGUACUUUGCAAGGAUGAUUGUGGAGACCGCAACCAAGUCGAAUAUAGAUUGGUUGGACAGGCCACCAGCAAGCCUUGUUGUUGAGGGUCAACUGAGGCCAGCAUUUGCUGAAGAGAGCACCAUGGUUUCCAGGCAUUUAUCAAAUGGUGAACCACAAAAGGAUAAUAAGGAGAGUGGUGCUACAUUUUUCAAGGUUGAGGUUCUUAGCAUUGAGCUGAUCACUGCUUAUGGAACUGAGCCAAAGGUAAAGAUAGGAGAAUACCGGAAAGCUAGGCCAGAUAUCAUUGCGCACUCUGCACCGAACAUAAUAUCACGCUUGAGAGCCGGUGGAGACAAGAUAACCCAGGCUCUGAAAUCACUCUGCUGGAGGUGCAAGGCCAUUCAAAUAGAGGAAGCAGCUGUCAUUGGAGUAGAUUGCCUUGGGUUUGACUUGAGAGUGUGCUCAGGAACACAGGUGCAGACAUUGAGAUUUGCAUUCCCUGCAAAGGCCACAUCAGAGUUUGGUGCAGAAAAGCAAAUGCACGAACUUCUGUUUCCUAGGAUACAGCAAGAGGGACAAUCACCACAAACUAGACAAAAAGAGUCUUGAUUUGAUUUGAUAAUUUAUUCAAUUUCAUUCAGUAGGAAUUAAUCUAGCUAAAUAAAUAUAUGCCCUUCUCAUUUAUCCAUGGGUCGAAUUUUAGAUUCCAGUUUUGUGGCACUGUAGGUUGAUUUUAUUUAUCAAUCUACCAAACUGUUUCAAAAUUCUUUAGAAUACCUGUUAAGGAAAGCACAGUACAAGCCUCCAAAUAUCAGGAUGGUGAUUGAUACAAAUAAGCCGUGCCAGC